Messenger RNA from Heterobilharzia americana, 246 nucleotides. The record is from the annotation of a GenBank genome assembly. Lineage: Eukaryota; Metazoa; Platyhelminthes; Trematoda; Strigeidida; Schistosomatidae.
AUGAGUUCUCUAUCCAAAGCUGAAAUCGAAGAUAUUCGAGAGGUUUUCGAUUUAUUCGAUUUCUGGGAUGGUCGAGAUGGUAUGAUUGACGCGGUUAAAGUUGGCGAUUUACUUCGAUGCAGUGGAAUAAAUCCGACCAUCGCGUUAACAGUCAAACAUGGUGCCACUCUGAAACAAGGUGAAAACAAUACAAAUUCGAUGAAUUCCUUCCUUGCUAUGAAGCUAUUCUUAAAGAGAAGGAAGUAG